This is a messenger RNA of Aspergillus puulaauensis, 1167 nucleotides long. It is a transcript of the gene sitA, whose product is annotated as TOR signaling pathway phosphatase SitA. The coding region runs from base 1 to 1167 and encodes 388 amino acids. The transcript is spliced from 4 exons. Gene Ontology annotation, molecular function: protein serine/threonine phosphatase activity. Lineage: Eukaryota; Fungi; Ascomycota; Eurotiomycetes; Eurotiales; Aspergillaceae. Gene Ontology annotation, biological process: G1/S transition of mitotic cell cycle; peptidyl-serine dephosphorylation. Gene Ontology annotation, cellular component: cytoplasm. The record is from RefSeq and is a predicted model, not a curated record.
AUGUCCGACAACGGGGUCCCUCAGCCAGGACCAGCGAAGCUGAAGCGCAAUGCUGGGCCGGAUGAGUGGCUUGAGGCAGCCAAGAACUGCAAAUACCUCUCAGAGGCGCAUAUGAAGCAGCUCUGUGAGAUCGUGAAGGAGUACAUGAUGGAAGAAUCGAAUAUCCAACCCGUGUCCACACCCGUCACAGUUUGCGGAGAUAUCCACGGCCAAUUUUACGACCUCCUAGAGCUCUUCCGCGUCUCCGGUGGAAUGCCGGAUGCCUCUCUGGCCGAACCCCCCAAGUCUGUGAUUACAUCGGAUGACAUCGAGCCGCCAACCUCCAUAACGGAUCCGGAGCUGAGGAAAAAGCUGAAGAACCCGGGGGCUCCGGAUGAUGACGAUGAUGGAGACGCGCCCGAGGAUACGGCUCAAAGAGAGCGAUCUUCGAGCUCAGGAUCUGCAGAUGUGGUAGUCAACCGCAAUUUUGUGUUCCUCGGCGACUAUGUGGAUAGAGGAUAUUUCAGUCUGGAGACUUUAACUCUGUUAUUAUGCUUGAAAGCGAAAUAUCCUGAUCGAGUAACACUGGUUCGCGGCAAUCACGAGUCCCGACAAAUCACACAGGUCUAUGGUUUUUACGAAGAAUGUCUACAAAAGUAUGGGAAUGCUUCCGUAUGGAAGGCUUGUUGUCAAGUGUUCGAUUUUAUGACCCUCGGUGCUAUUAUUGAUGGCCGGGUUCUGUGCGUUCACGGAGGAUUGAGUCCGGAAAUCAGGACCCUGGAUCAAGUCCGUGUCGUCGCCAGAGCCCAGGAAAUUCCACACGAAGGAGCGUUUUGUGACCUUGUUUGGUCUGAUCCAGACGAUGUCGAGACAUGGGCAGUUAGCCCCCGAGGAGCCGGUUGGCUAUUCGGUGACAAGGUUGCGGAUGAGUUCUGCCAUGUGAACGACCUAACCCUUAUUGCCCGAGCUCACCAGCUCGUAAACGAGGGCUACAAGUACCACUUCACAAACAACAACGUGGUUACCGUCUGGAGUGCACCUAACUACUGCUACCGCUGCGGAAACCUGGCGUCAGUAUGCGAAAUAGGAGAGGACCUGAAUCCAAAGUUCAAGCUGUUCGGUGCUGUUUCUGACGACCAACGGCAUGUACCACAGGCGCGGGGAGGGCGCAGCGAGUACUUUUUGUAG